AUGUCAAUAAUAAGUUUAUUGGAUAACAGUGACAAUGAAGAUUAUCAAGACGAUGAGCCGUCGACAACAUUCAGCAUCAUACUUCCUGUACCGUCGAAUCUUUCAUAUUCUCUAUGUACCAUUGCUUUGUAUGCUUUACGUCAAGCUGAUCAAAAUGCGAAUUGGAAAAUUCAAGCUAUGUUUGGCACUGAUCUAAAAUACAUCUUCGCAGUCGUCACAGCGCUUACUCGGCCAGGGAUUCAAGCUAUCUGGCCAAUCAUUAUUGACAAAGAAUGGUCAUCGUUUCGUGAAGGUCUAGUAACACUAUGCUGUAUUAAACUACUGAAUCAUCAAGUGUCUGAAAAAGAAGCGAAUGACUCUUUUGAUUUACUUUCUAUGAUACCUAAUGAAGCGCAACGACAAGAAACAGUCAUAAAAUUACUUACCCUACUCGGUGACUUAAGAUGUGUUCUGAAGAGAACUGAAGAAGUGGCUCUUUAUACAUUAAUCGAUCGAGAUCAUCUCAAAUUGGAACAUCUCGAAGUGGCUGCUUCUCUUGAGACAUAUAUUACUUAUCUUACUCAACUUUUGAUAGCUUAUCAAGGAGAUAAUAAUGAAUUAGAAGAAAAGAUUCAAACACAACUUGAUAAACUUCUGAAAGAAAAUCAUUUUACAAUCAAACUUGCAGAUAUUGUAUUUGUUUUAAAUUAUAUGAAAAAUGAAACAAAUGAAGUUCAUGACAAUAUUACUCUAGCUGCAAUUCAACGAGUUAAAUUUAUUAUUGAAACAAAUAGCUCAAUACGAGAUACAAUCAGAAAGCAUUUGGAUGAGAGAAACUAUCAUAUUUCGUUAGAUGAAUUCACAUUUAUUCGUGAUAUUAUCUUUCGUUCUUACAAUCCAUAUGUUUUGCAUGAUAUCGAUCGUCAACAAUAUCUUUCAAGAAUGCUCAGUCGUCGAGAUGAUCGACAAAUGGAGUAUUUUAUCGCUUGGUUUCAAUAUUUUCUCUGUGAUUCUAAUCCCGAUUGGAUGAAUUAUCAAAGUCUACUUAAUCUAUGGACAGAGUGUUUUGUUUACAAGCAAGAUUUGUUCUCAAAUAUUAUUAAACAAAUAGAUGUGCUCAUUGAUUCAUGGACAAAAGUUGCGCCGCAAGAUCUUCAACGUUCAAAUUUUUUUCUUACCCAUAUGGUAACACAAUGUUUUCGACAAGAUCAACUGCAAAAUAACAAAUAUGGUCUUAAACAAAUACAAAGUCAUCAAAAUCCAUUAUUUCAUUUGAUAAAUAUCGAUAAACAAAAAAAUAGACAAAAUACAUUGGUGAAAGAUUUAAUUUCACUUGCUGCAUCGUUGAUUGAAAUAAAUGAAACUGAAAUUCUUAACGAUACAUUUUAUCUUCCUUCUUGCGAAAAUUUCACAUAUGCUAUUCUAUUUGAUGAAUCACUCAAUUCACUUCCGAUCUACACACAAACGAUCAAUCACUUGAACGCGAAAUGGAAGAAAUGGGAAACAAACGGUGUUAUGGCUCAUGAUGUAUGGGUAUGGAAAGGCUUUACCUUAGAACAAAAAGCUGUUGUGCGUAAGAUAUGGGCUUUAGUGACUCAAGUCACAAAAGAAAAAUAUCAGUUCGAUGCUCUGUUCGAUGCCACUCAUCGAACUAUGAAAGCCAAAUUGGAAAUGAAUGAAAAAGUAGUGACAUGUCUCAAUUCCUAUUGUCAACAUGCAAACGACAAAGAUAUAUAUCAUGCGCUGGUGCGGGAAUGGCAUGAUCGUUUUCAACGGGAAAUUAUUCAAUCGAUCGAUAUACCAAAAAUGCUAAAGGAUAUCGUUCCGUUCGCUGAAAAACUUAAUCCAUAUGCAAAUGUAUGUAGCUGGCGAGCGUUUCUUAACCAACGAACGACAAUCAACGCCGUCAAAAAAUCUAUGGAACAACAUCAAGAAAUAGACAAUGAAUCAUGGACUGCAGAAAAAUCAACAUUAACGGAGGAGUCAGUAUCUCCUGAUCAAAUCGAAUUUGAAAUGGCAAACCCAUUAGCUGAGCCGGUGAAGAGAAAAUGUAUGGAUGUUCUUCAACAGACCAUUCAAAUCCUUGAACAAUUCUAUGGCAUAUUACAACGCAUAUGUAUGUCGCGACAAAAAAUGCCAAUUGAACAUAUUAUUCGUCUUUUUCCUGACAUUCAACAAGCGCAGAAUGAUCUCGAAUUGCUUAAACCAUUACUUGACCCAACAGCUCUACCACAACUUCUUUCUAUCGUUUCAUUUUGGAAAGAUCAUUCAUGCAUUCAUCAUAUAUGCAGGGGUUUAAUCCAGCUGAGCAAAAGAGUUUCUGCUACCAUUGACUCAACUUUGUUUGAAAAUGUUUGUAGCAUCAAUGAGAAAACGUCGGGUGAAGUAUGUACUUCAAUUUAUGAACAAUAUCGUAAUGAAAUUCAGAAACGGUUUCCAGACAAUAUUCUUACAUUCAUAUCCUACUACGAUUCAUCAUCAGAUCUCUUUGAUUUUCUGCAUUCACUCACAGCUGACGAUGUUUACAAUUUACAAGAGGCUGUCAAUGAUUGGGAUGAAACACUAGUUAGUACGAAAACCGUUUUUGACUUUGCUAUUGUUAAGAAUUUCAUUGAUCGCGCCUAUACUGUUAUGCGAGAGAAACAUAAAAUAUUGAAAGAUACUCCAUUUCAACUUGAGCAUAUUGUCGAUUGCUUCACGGACGUAUGGAAGAAUGAUCAAUUCAUCAAUCUACUUAAGUGUCUCGAGUCAUCAUCUCUUGCACUGUCAAGUAUCAAACGUAUUCAUUUAGAAUUAACUGAUAAAGAACAAUCAAAACGACGUCGAAUUGCUGACAUUCUACAAAAGUCUAGUGUCUGUUUUGUUCGUGUCAAACAUCUCGAAACAAUAUUUGAUGUCCAUGUGGAGCUUCCAUCUCAACAAACAACUACUAAUCAUGAAAAGAAACAACAAAAAAUAACAUUAUCUGAUUUAAGUGAACUUCGUGAUCGUGCACGUCUUCUUGAAUACUCGAGCAAUGUCAAUAAGAGAAAUGUAUCAGAAGCCGAAAGUGAACGUGAUAAAGAAAGAUUACGUAAUUUUAUUCGGUUUGCCAACAUAGUUGAGUCUACUAUUGAAAUUCUGACUAACUUAUAUAUGGCAGGUCAUCCGUCUGUUCCAGAGUUUCUUGUUGGCCAGAGAAUAUUUUCUUGCACUGAUGGAUUGUAUGAUGAUUUAGAACAGAAUAAUGAAAUGUUAACUAAUUUACUCAGUGAUUGGGAAAAUAAAUUAUGUGCCAUGUAUGAGACACACAUUGGUUUGACUUAUUUCUCAGGUGAUCAAUUCUGGCAAAUCGAAGAUUAUAUCUAUCAUCGUUCUUCAUUUUCUCAUCCGGGCUAUCAUCUUCUCAAAUUCAUUGACAUUGAUGCAAAUUCAAUCAAACAACCGCCCAAGAUACCACAAAAACCAGAUGAUCGUCUGGUUAACCUUGGACGUAUACUUUCUCGAGAAGAGCAAACGUCUACUCUACAAGAAAAUCCAAAAGUUAAAAAAUGCCUUCUCGUCGAAACAACAAACGAUGGUAUACUUCGUGCUAUUCUGUCACUAUUCUCGUUAACAAAAACUUCACCCUCAGUUCAUCGCAUUUUCUAUUGCACCCAGCGCACGAAUUGGAUUCAAGUACGCGCAUUCAUUUACCGUUGUUUUUAUUCUCAAUCAUGCCAUCAACUCAUUCGACCUGAACUUCUUUCGCAAUCGGUUCAAGAUCGGUUUAUUCGUCUAUUACGUUUGCUGAUGGAACAGAAGCCACGCCAAUUUUUUCGAAUAGGUAUUGUUACGAUGACCACAGCAACAGAACAACAGAUGAUAAAUGGACUUCAAUCAAUGCAAAUUCUCAAUAUUUUACGCGAUUAUGAAUUACUUAAUAAGCCCGACCUUUCAAAAAUCGUUGAAUCAAUGAUUCAGGAUUGUAAACUGAUCACAUCGCGGAUCUCUGGUCUGGGAAAAUCGAGUAUUAUUCGAAACGUCAUUAAACGAUCAGAGAAAAAUUACAUCAAAUUUCCAAUCUGUGGCGAUUUUGACGUUGAUCGAUUGGCAGAAAGACUUCGUUCGAAAUAUUCUCAACUUGAAAAAGCCGCAAUUCAUUUUGAUAUUGGAUCAGUUCAUAACAGUCAACAAUUGAAUGAACUUCUCUAUUGUCUACUUCUGUUCAGAAGUUUUCGUUUUGGACAAGUAGCUGUUUCAAUACCAGCAGAGACUUCAAUUUAUAUUGAACUUGAUGCGUCACCUCAGUCUACUCUAAAUGAAAUUUCACUCUUUCAACACAUAAAAUCAUUGGCACAUAUUGAUCGUGUCGACUGGACUACUCUAAAUGUGGAGAAUCUCGAGACUCAGACGGUGGCCAACUAUUUGCAGGAAAUCGUUAGUGGAGUCAUCACAAAACAAAACGUUAAUCCUUCGAAUUUUAAAAAACUAAAUGCAGCAACAUGCUCCCGUCUCAUUCAAGAUCACUUUCUUCAAAACAAAGAUGUGAAUUUUAUUACCUGGACUCAACUAUCUAUAUUCAUAGCCGUCUUCGCUCGUCUAUUCACAGGCUUUUCCCGUUGUGGUUAUUUUCUUGUCGAAUAUGUUCCUCAUCCAGCACUGCGUAUGGAUCUUGUUCAAACAUUGCUUCGAUCUUCAAAUCAAUUCACCUCUUUGUCGGUCGAGGCUGUUCGUAAACAACAGCGAUCAGUUGCCACUAACGUACCAGUAGAAUUUAGUGAUACCAUUAUUCGAUGGGACAAAAUUCAACCUUUCACAUUAAUUUUCACAUCUACUGAUGAACCACUAUUUAUUUAUAAGAAAUCAACUGAUGUUCCUCAAGCACUUAUCGAAUAUUUUAAAAUAUAUUAUCAAGCAAUAGGAAAAAAGAGAGAAAUUGUGGAAAAUAGAAUGUUUCCUGAUUACAUGAAUCUUAGUCAUACAGAAUUCUUUAUCAAAUUGGUAUCACUUUCAAAGAAAUAUUUUAACAAAUCAAUUUGUCCGAAAUGCUUUCGACAAUAUGAAAUUCAAGAGCGACAAUGUAAACGAUGUUCUACCAAUGAGUUUCUAAUUCGACCUGACUCAUUCGAUCAUGCUGAUGUUAUGACAUUUCAAAUUGAUAUUGCAGAGAGACUAAAAAAUGAAUAUGUUCUUACACCAGAUAAUUUUGUCAAAAUGCUUCUUAUAUACAUGCGAGUGGAAAGCGGAAUUCCAGUUUUAAUUAUGGGCGAAACAGGUUGUGGAAAAACGGCUUUGAUUCAGUUCUUAUGUCAAAAGGUUUUGGACGAUGAUCUGGAAGUUUUUCGCAUGCAUGCAGGUGUUCAAGAUGACAAAAUCAUCGAAACAGUACAAUCCUAUAAAAGACAAGCUGAAGAAUGCCAAAAUCAAAAUAAACGAUUAUGGAUUUUUUUCGAUGAGUUCAAUACAACAAGUAAUAUUGGUCUUCUCAAAGAAAUUAUAUGCGAAAAAACUCUUCUUGGCGAAUCAUUACCACCUAACAUGGUUUUCUUAGGUGCUUGCAACCCACGACGUAAUAAAACAACGAAAAUUUUACUUAAUGAAGAUGGUCAAAUUGGAUUAAGGAAAAAUCGCUAUGAAAUCCAGAAACUCAUUUGGGCUGGCACCGACAGACGUCUCCUGUAUACAGUAGUACCCAUUCCGGAAACAAUGCUCGAAUAUAUCUGGGACUAUGGAUAUCUGAACGAAACAACCGAAAGAGCCUACAUUAAGACGAUGUUGAACACAUGCCAUAAUCUCUCGUCUGAUCCUAAGCUCUUCAACCUUACUGUUGAUCUUCUUGCCAAUUCUCAAAAAUAUUUUCGAGAACUUGAAGAUGCUAGUAGUGUUAGUCUUCGAGAUGUCGCUCGAUUUUGUCGUCUAUAUAAUUGGUUUCUUGAUUCACUAAGUCAACGUGCUCAUGCAAGUGGAUCGCACAAAAAAUCGCAUUCUUUUCUUCGUCGAUCUAGUUUAAUUGCAUUAUUACUUUGUUAUUAUUUUCGAUUACGUUCGGUUAAAUUACAAGAAUUAUAUAUUGACCAAAUGCAAUUGAUUAUGGCCCAUGAGAAUCCAAAUAUAAAGAAGGUUCCUAACUACUUGACGAAAUAUGUUCUUGAAACUGAACAAAAGAAAUUAAUUGAUGAAAAGAUGGAAUUACCAGCAGGUACAGCUCCUAAUCGAGCACUACGUGAUAAUAUAUUUGUUCUCUUUGCUUGCAUUGUCAAUCGUAUACCUCUCUUCUUGUGUGGCAAACCUGGCAGUAGCAAAUCAUCGGCAGUUCAAAUAGUAAUCAGCAAUCUCAAAGGCAAAAAAUCAAGAGAUCCAUAUUUUCAAACACUACCAGAAUUGGUGGCUGUCUCUUUUCAAGGUUCCCAAAAUUGUACGUCUGAGAGUAUUAUUAAGGUUUUUGAGCGUGCUGCAAAUUAUACUCGAGUGAAAGAUCAAUCUGAAUUAUUACCAGUGAUCGUUUUCGAUGAAAUUGGUCUUGCCGAACUUUCUCCACAUAAUCCAUUGAAAGUAUUACAUGCUGAACUUGAAAUUGAAAAUAAUCAAUACGGAUUUGUUGGUAUAUCUAAUUGGCGACUUGAUGCUUCAAAAAUGAAUCGAGCUCUCUAUCUAUCGACUCCUGAUCCAGAUGUGAAAGACCUCGAACUCACGGGUAAAAUAAUCGCUGAUAGCAUGCAACAACAAUCAGAAGGACGAAUUAUUCAGCUGGAACCAAUCAUUAUUGAAAGUCUUUCUCAAGCUUAUUUUGAUCUUUAUGAAAACCUCAAAGAAACACAACCCGAUCAUGAAAAUUAUUUUGGUCUUCGAGAUUAUUAUUCUCUUAUCAAAGGUAUUGUUCGUGAUUUAAUGGCAAUGAAAAACGAAGCAAACACAUACGAAAUCGUACGACGACAACUAAAAGCCAAUUUUGAUGGUGUUCUUGAUGGAUCAUCGUUAUUAUGGCAACAUUUUUGUCAAUAUAUCAAUAAGCAAAAUCUCUAUAACGAAUACCCAUGUCCUCCUUUUAAUUUUCUUCUCGAGCAGAGUCUUAAUGCUCGCAGUGGUCGAUAUUUGAUGCUUAUAGCGGACAGUGAAAGUGCGAUCGACUAUGUUGAACGUUUCAUUAACGUUCAUCAACAGAAACAAAACAUAGGAGUACGUACUUUGGUAGGUAGUUCUUUUCCUGGUGAUCUUCUUUCUGGAAAUACGUAUGCUGAACAAUACAACUAUCGAGUUUUGAUGGAUGUUAUUCUAUAUGCUGAGACACAUAUUACUUUGAUCAUGCGUCAAAUGGGUCACGUAUAUGAUAAUCUUUACGAUCUUUUCAAUCAAAAUUUUGCGGUUUCAGCAAGAAAAAAAUACUGUCGUAUUGCUUUAGGUGCACUUUAUCAUCCACGUUGUCUUGUUCACGACGAUUUUUAUUGCGUUGUAUUUAUUCAUAAACGAGAUUUGGACAAAUGUGAUCCACCUUUUCUCAAUCGUUUUGAAAAACAUCUGAUCGAUAUUGAAACUUUGAUUCAUCCACGACAUAGAUCAGUAACAAAUGACUUACAUAUUUGGCUUGAAACUUUACUACCAAAGAAUCUUGGAAAACAUUUCCCCCUCUUGCAACAUUUGUUUGUCGACUAUAGUCAAGAUCAAAUUUGUAAUCUCGUCAUUGAGACUUUCGAACAAUUAAAAAUACCUAUCGAUAAUGAGGAAGCAGAUAAAAGACGACAAAAUGUUAUUGAUCAAUGUCAAGCAAAGUUGCUUCGCACCAGUUCAUUUGAUCUACCUCUAGUUCUUUCUCUCCAACAAAGUCCCGAGAACCAAAAAUUAAUUGAUCAAUAUUAUCAUGUUCAUGAGUCAAUUAGUUUUGCGAAACUUCUUGAACAAUCACUUGAAAACCAUGUUAACAUGAUUCCACGUAUUAUUUACACGUAUACACAAACCUUUCACACAAUUGAUGCAUUACCUAAUGUUGUGGAAGAAAUCAAAUUGAGUACUUUCAAGACAGAACUUGAACUGACAAAUAAAAUUAAACGACAUUACCAAGCAUUAACGAAUAUUCGUCUUCUGUUAAUUCGAGUUGAUUAUCAUAGUGCACAUCAACAUAUUCUCUCAUUGAAACAUGUUUUACUUAAUGAGCACGUACAUACAAGCAACCAAAGUGUCUGGUUAAUAUUUCAUUUGAAACGAAAUUUACUCAAUCAAAUUACCAACGAUGUCUUAUUUAGUAACUGGCCUGCUAAUAUGAUUGAUGAUCUCAAUACUCAUGUUUUUAUUCCAAAGAAUAUACUUGAAAAUCCUUCGUAUCGUGAUCUAGUUUUACAACCACAGUAUUCUCUCAGUGAAUGUACAUUUGAUGAUCUCGUUGAUCGAUGUCUAUCGAAAUUCCGCUAUACUGUUCCGCAUAAAAACGAUGAACGACUAAUUAAUACUAGGCGCCAUAGAAUUUUUCAACAAAUAAUUCAACAUACUGAUAACUCAAGAUCGAAAGAACUUCAUCUGCGUUCAAUUCUAGAAGAGAAUUUUAUGAUGUUAAUUCAAAAGAUUGAAGUCUCUAGCACUACACGGUUUACUGAUUGGCGACUCGAUCUUCUAACAAAUGGUAAAACGAUUGCUGGUUCUCGCUCAUUUUAUGAUGCUUUUCAAGCAACUAUUUCAUCGUUUCACGAAACAUAUCUCUUUCUUCUUUUGGCUCAUUUCGAAGAACAUAAUUUCAUUGAUUCUUAUAACUUCAUUUCAAGUGUUAAUGAUAAAAAUGUUCAAGAAUAUUUAUCAAAACUGUGGAAACAAUGUUUGACAAAGACGCUAGAAAAUAUUGACUUGACAAUAAUGAAUCGUGAUAUAAUUGAAAUUCAACUUUCUUUCGAUCUCAAAUUACCUUGUGCAACUAUCGAAUACGAAAAUAUUCGAAACAUCCGAGAAAAACUUCGCCAAUUAGAAGAUGAUGAUAAUAAUAAUGAGACCUUCGAUCAUUUUAAUUUUGUUAUCAAUCAAAUAAAGACUACAAGUGUUUAUGGAGAAAAUUUUAUGGAACUUGUCUUCAGUGAUGCACAAUUUUUUGAAUUUUAUUUUCAUGAUCAAAUUGCUCUCCAUCUCAUAGAGACAAAUAUUCAUCUUUCACCAAAAUUUGCUUUUGAUCUGUUGGCAAGCAAUUCGACUCGUUCAUUUGAACAAAACGCUCGAUUAUUUCUUGUACAAUAUGUCGAGUUCACAGAAAUUCUUCGAUUAUUCGAAAUAGGUUUACAACUGAUUAAUGAAGAAGAAAUUCGUAAUGAAAUUCAAAAGCAACUGAUCAAAAAUCCUAUUGGCAAUAUAAAACCUUCAAAAUUUUAUUCACUUGUUAUAGCCAAUGAACAAUUCUAUCAACUUCCACCACAAACAACGACAAUUGAAGAUAAAUGGGUAUUUAAAUGUAAAGGUAAUCCAAUGAUUGAAACUAGCUUAAUGAACUUGAUUGAAUUGAUUCUUUCACCAUUGAUUAUCGAUCGCACAAAUAGUAUUCAACAAGUUACAACAACCUACAGUUUAAUAGCACAAUGGAUUCGUGAUUUACCGUCGUAUUGGGUCAAUAAUCUUGAGAAACUUCGUUCAUUCAUUAGUCUUAUUCGUUGUCUUAAUGCUUUGCUUCCUGAAAAAGCUCUUGAUAUUUUCAAAAGUGUCUGUAAGCAAGGAUUUGAUGCUAGAUUUGAUUCAUGUCAAUCAAUACAUCAGUUUAUUAGUUAUCUACAAGACAUUAUCAAAGCAGAAAGAACUAUCGCAAAUGAAAAUGUUCUUCAUCGAACAUUGCUCAAACUCGAAGUCGAAUUUUUGAAAGAUUGGUUAGCUGAUAACGGUGAUUCAUAUGGCGAAAUUUUGGUUUUGAUAAAUAAAAAUGAUAACGAUCUGUGGUAUUAUUCAGCCAAAAUCUUUACAUAUAUUGAUAGAAAGCUUGAUUUACUCUCAACAUUGAAAGAAAGUCAUGGAAAUCUACCUUUGACUGAAGAAUACGAACAAUUUAAUCACUGCCUUGAAAUUGCAAACAAUGCGACAUAUAAAGUAGAACGAUUAAUGGUAAAUAGAUUUCAUAUGCACUUGAUGCGGGAUGCUCGAGGAGAUGAAAUUGAUCAGCAACUAACGGAAAAUUACAUACAUUUUGAACAGAAUUUGCAUGACAUUCAAAAUAUAGAAAAAGAAAAUGAUUUAAAACUGAUUUCAAUGCUUGCUUGGCUCAAAUAUUAUACUCAGAUAUAUGCAUUCGCUUUGAACGUUGAUAGUCGACAAGAUGUUCUUCGCAAAAUCGAUCAACUACUAACAAACAUCAAUACUCCAUUUUGUUCAACAUUGAAAUUAUUUAUUUUUAAACAAAUUCUACAAAUAUCAGGACUGAAUCUAAAUGAUAUGCGUGAAUUGUACGCUAAUCGUAAUAUUAUUUGGAUCAAACCAUUUAUUCAAUGUCCGCGAGAUCAACAAGCUCAAAAUAUUCGCCGAACUCUCAUUCUACCAACUCCACUUUUCGAAUGUCACGAAGAAUUUAAACGAGUUAGUCAAGUUCUCAACGAAGUGGACAAAAUGAAUAAAUUGCGACAGAUGAUUCAUCAAUGUAAUACAUCACAAAAGUUAAACUAUGCCUUUUUGUCUUGGUUUAUUCAAUACUACUGUCGUUUUAUUCAGCCAAAUACGGCUGUUGACGGUACAUUUAUUCAGCUUAUUCAACAUGAUUUGAGCCAAGAUUUUAUCCGUUCCUUUACACCAUUAGGACACAAAUUACUUGUUUCGCUAUGCUCGAAUUUUUCGGACAAUUCUUAUUUUCGUCUUCAUGCUAACAUGAUACCGAAUGAAAUUCAUAAACGAUUAGUUGCUUUAAAUAUUGUCGCUGUAUUUAUAUCCUUAAAAUCACUACCAGAAAUAACCUGUCUUGGAAAUAUCCUUUUUAAUAAUCAGCGACAGAUACCUAACAAUUACAUCCAACAUCUGUCAAGCCUCUGCUUACCUGGUAUGACGGUUAGCGAUCCUGUCGUUACUCAAAUGAUGGAUGUACGCACUCAAGUUCAAGAUCGUCUCAAUCGAGGCAUAAUUCACGAUGGAGGAAAAUUUAUUUUUCAAUGUUCACGGGAAUGUCCAUGGAUGUUCUAUUUUCAGGACUGUGGCAUUCCAAACGAUCGAAACAUAUGUACAUUAUGCAAAAAGCCAAUCGGUGCUGAACGAUACAACGUUCUAAUUCAACGUGAUCCUCCUCAAAUCAAGAUGUCCAUUGCCGAAGGCUUCCAAAUAAUUGAUCAACAUCUCAAUAGAUACAAUCAGACAAUUCAUCUCGGAUAUCAUAAUGUCAAAACUCAUGAAACGAGCACCAUUGGAGAAAAGCCUGAUCAUUUGAAUCGACCCGUUUCGUUUCGUUUUAUUCACUUGAUCACACAUGGUCUUCUACUUUUUCUGCAUGAUUUCAAUUAUUUGACGGAUGAUGAUUUGACACAACGUCUCAAAUUGUCAACAAGUACACAUUUUCGUGAUCAUUUUGAAAAAGACUAUGCUCUUCUCGCUCAAUCAUCAACAGAUAAUCAUCAAUGUUAUAUUUGGCUCUACAAGCUUCUCAAUCAUCUUAUUAGUGAUGAUUUUGCUAAGCGUGGUCUAAUGAAUACAAAUCAACAUGUUCUUCAAUUAGAACAAAUGAUUGAGCAGAAGAUUAUUUUUGCACAUAUCGAUUCAAUAACUAAUGAAAUUUCAGAAUACAAGAAAGCUUAUGUUCAAUUUAUUCAAGAACGUGAUUCAAAACCAUCACUCGACAGUUUCAUUGAUGAAUUAUUUGAAGAUGAAAAACAAUUUCCUCUUUUAAAUUUUUUUAAUGUCACAACAUUUCACACUUCAAAUCUACUGGAUGAAUUCAUUUUGAGAAUGCAAACACUUCCGUAUGCCGAAAGAUCCUAUCCAGUUACCACAUUUAUUUUCAAACGUUUCAACGAUUACAUCAAUAUUCAACAUCUUUAUCCAAUUAUUAUUUUUAGUAAUUAUCUUAUUGACAAACUCAACUAUCGAAUCAAAAGAAAUGAUGCAGUUGAAAAGAAAAUUAUUUAUUAUUUAACAACAGGCAAUGAUCAACACAUAAUACAACAAUACUAUGAAGACUUUUUACAUGCUUGGUAUGCAUUGAAUUUAAAAGAAGUUCGCUAUGGAUGUCAAACGCCUAAAUUCGAAUUGAGUGUUACAAAAGAAAAGUUUGCCGAGAGUACUAGUAUUGCAACACUCUUAUUGAAUACAUCGAAAGAUGAAAGUAGUCUUCUUCUUGCUGCAUCUAUCAAAACUAUUGCUGAAUUGCAAAAUGAAAUAGUCAAUUAUUUUCACAAUACAAUCGAACAUGUUAUCAAUACAGAAACAAAACGCAAACAAGUACCAGUUCAGUCUAUUCGACUGGACAAUAUUCUGCGUCUUGAUCGAAACGAAUUAAGUCAAAAAUUAGUCAAUGACAGUCUUGUCUUGAACUAUCAGUAUGGAAAAAGCAAAGAUAUUAUCUAUGAUUAUGAAGAAAUCGAAAUGACACUUCGAAAUAUGAUCAGUUCUUUAGUAUUGAUCGAUACCGAUAAAUUACGCUUUCUCAACUAUCAAUUCGAAUUGUAUAGUGAAAACACAUCGCUGAUCAAUGAUGUUCGUACUCGUAUCAAACAGCAACAAUUACCAAACGAUGAACGAACUAGAUUACAUCGUCUUCUUGUAGGAAUGAAUAAUGAUGAUAUUCUUAAUUAUCUCGGUUCACUUGACUACGUUUUUACCUAUUUACGAAAUAGUGUACCAGAAAAUGCUACAGAGACUACAACAAUUCAAACAUUCGUUGAGCAGCAUAUCCAUGCAUAUGCUUGUUUAAACGAUAAUAUUCUUCGACGACCACCAUUUUCUACAAUUCAAUUACGAUAUAUUAUUGAUUUGUAUGAAAUGAUUGAAGAAAAUGCCUUUGAUCAAGUCUUACGUGCUUAUGUGAAAAAAGAACUUGUAGAAGAAAUGUUUUCAGAUGAAGAACGACAACGUGUCCUACUAGUAUUUGCUCGUAAAACAUUUGAAAAAGAAACAAUUGCUGAAACAUUGAAAAGUAUUGAUGGUUGGAUUUCGAUGCUCAAACGAUUAAUGAUUCGUGUAUUGAAUGCUAAUGUUAGUCUUGAUGUUCCACUUCAACUCUAUCUUGAACGAACCGAUUUAUGGAGUGAUCGUGUGAGCGAUGUUGAUCUUGAAACCUUUCAAGUUGAUGAUGAUAUUCUUCUUCAACAUACCUAUGUCAUCCUAAGAGGUUUAGAAAAGAAGCAACUGAUGAAUAACAAGUCAUCGCAACAACAAAGAGUAUCAGAAAUUCAAAGUACAGAAGGACAACGACAAAAAGUUCAGACAUGGUUCGAUACAACAGCUAGAUCGACAACAGCUCCCAAAGUGAUUGCUGAUAAAAAAGGAGAUAAACCAAAGAUUCCUGUCAAAGGAUCGUUUGGACAACAGGCAAUUAUAAAUGAUGAAACAUUGACUGAGAAUAAUAUAGAAUCACAAGAUGAACCAGCAUCUCCUGAUCAAAUUCAAGUCGAGAUUGGAAAUGUGACAAUUGAACCGACAAAGUUAAAAUGUAUAGAGCUCCUAGAAAUGACUGUUCAAGUCCUUGGUCUAUUUCAGGAUAAACUACAAUAUAUAUGUGCAUCACGACAAAAAAAUUCAGUUCAAGAUAUUAUACGCUUAUUUCCCGAUAUUAAACAAGCUGAGAAUGAUAUGAACCAGUUGCAACCAUUACUUGAUGCUGAAGCUCUGCCACAACUUCUUUUGAUUGUUUCAUUCUGGAAAAAUCGUUUACGCAUUCGUGAUAUCUGCAUGGGUUUAAAUUUGUUGAGCAAAGCGGUUCCUGCUAGUUUUGAUUCAACUUUAUUUGAUCGUGUUUGUGCUAUGAAUGAGACAACAUCGAGUGAAGAAUGCGCUCUUGUUUAUCAAAAGUAUCGAGAUCAAAUCGAGAAACAAUUUUCUGACAACAUGUUGACACUAUUUUCCUACUAUAGUUCAGCAUCAGAUCUAUUUGAUUUUCUUCGUUCACUUUCUGCCGAUGAUGUUUACAAUUUGCAAGAGGCUGUUAAUGAUUGGGAGGAAACAUUAGUCAGCACAAAGAUUGUUCUUGAGUUCGCUACGGUCAAGAACUUUAUUGAUCGUGUUUAUGCUACUAUAACAGUCAAAUAUCAGGAAUUGAUAAAUACGCCAUUGAAACUGAAUGAUAUUGGUACCUGCUUCACUAACGUAUGGGAAAAUGAACAAUUUAAAGAUUUACUCACAUAUCUUGAAUCAUCAUCUUUAGCAUUAUCGAGCAUUAAACGUAUUCAUUUGGAAUUAGUCGACAAAGAACAAUCGAAACGACGUCGAAUAGCCGAUAUUCUACAGAAGUCUACUGUGUAUUUCAUUCGUAUUGGAUACAACGAAACAACAUUUGAUGUUAAUGUAGAACUUCCAUCUCAGAAGACAACUACGAUCGAUGAAAAGAAAGAACAAAAGAUAAAGUGGGCCGAUUUAAGUGAACUUCGUGAUCGUGCACGUCUUCUUGAGUAUUCAAGUAAUGUCAACAAGAGAAAUAUUCCUGAUACUGACAGUGAACGUGAAAAAGAAAAGUUACGCAAUUUUAUUCAAUUUGCUAACAUUCUUGAAUCUACUAUUCAAAUUCUGACAAGUCUGUAUAUUGCAGGUCAUCCGUCUGUUUCAGAUUUUCUUGUCAAUCAGACGUCAAUGUCAGAAUUACUUGUUGAUCAAAAAACAUUUGCUUGUAAUAACGGAUCUUAUGAUGAUUUACUAGGAUAUAAUAAAAUACUAAUAAAAUUAUUCGAUGCUUGGGAAAAUAAAUUGUGUACUAUGUAUAAAACAAACAUUAAUUUGACUUAUUUCUCAGGCAAUCAAUUGUGGCAAAUUGAAGAUUAUAUUUACAGUCGUUCUUCAGUAUCGCAUCCCGGAUAUCAUCUUCUCAAGUUUAUUGGCAUCGAUCCAAACUCGAUCGAACAACCACAAAUCAAACAACAAAUUCCAGAAGAUCGAUUAGAGAAUCUUGGACAUUUGCUUUCUCAAAGACAAGAAAAUUCUGCUCCGAGAGAAGAAAGUCCAAAAAUAAAAAAAUGUGUCCUUGCCGAAACAACCAAUGAAGGGAUUCUACGUGCUAUUCUUUCGCUGUUCUCGUUGACAAACACUAUACCUUCAGUUUAUCGUAUUCUUUAUUGUACUCAACGUACAAAUUGGAUUCAAGUACGUGCAUUCAUCUACCGAUGUUUUUAUUCCCAAUCAUUUCAUCAACUUAUUCGACCUGAACUUCUUUCACAGUCUGUUCAAGAUCAAUUUAUUAGCCUGUUACGUACGUUAGUGAAGCAGAAAUCUAGUCAAUUUUUUCGAAUAGGUAUUAUUACAACGACCACACUAGCAGGACAACAAAUGAUCAAUGGACUUCAAUCGAUGCAAAUUCUUCAAAUUUAUCGUGAUAGUGAAUUGCUUAACGUGACUGAAUUUUCUACAGUUCUCAAACAAAUGAUUCGUGGUUGUCAAUUGACUACAUCACGUAUUGCUGGCCUGGGAAAAUCAAGUGUGAUUCGACACACUGCUAUAACGUUAAACAAGAAUUAUGUCAAAUUUCCAAUAUCUGGUGAUUUUGAUGUUGAUAUAUUAGCUGAAAGACUCACUUCCAAAUGUCCGCAACUUCAAAACGCAGCUCUUCAUCUUGAUAUUGGAUCAAUUCAUAAUAUUCAACAAUUAAAUGAAGUUCUCUAUUGUGUUAUUCUAUUUAGAACUUUUCGUUUUGGACAAGUAGCUGUUUCAAUACCUGCCGAUACUUUAAUCUAUAUUGAACUUGACUCGUCACCUCAAUCUACUCUACAUGAAAUCUCGCUUUUUCAGUACAUACCAUCAUUGAUUUAUGUCGAUCGUGUCGACUGGAACAAACUAAAUGUAAAGAGUCCUGAUAUUCAGACUGUUGCCAAGUAUAUGCAAGCAAUCACUAUGGGAAUUAUCAUUAAGCAAGAUGUUGAUCUUUCGAAUUUAAAAGAAUUGGAUGCAGUAGCAGUUUCUUGUCUCAUUCAAGGUCACUUUCUUGAAAAGAAAAAUUUAGAUUUUAUUACGUGGACUCAACUAUCGAUCUUCAUCACCGUUUUCUAUCGUCUAUUCACAAGUUUUUCCCUUUGUAGUUUCUUUUUUGUCAAAUGGGUUCCUCGUCGAGAAUUACGUAUGGAUCUUGUUCAAACUUUACUUCGAUCUUCAAAUCAAUUCACAUCUCUCUCGGUUGAGGCUGUUCGAAAACAACAACGAGCGGUUGCCAGUGAUACACCGCAAGAGUUCAGUGAUGCCAUCGUUCGAUGGGACACAGUCCAACCUUUCAUACUAAUCUUCACAGAUACUCAUGAACCAUUGUUUAUUUAUAAGAAAACGAAGGAUAUUCCUCCAGCACUUAUCGAAUAUUUUAAAAUUUAUUAUCAAGUAACAGGUCAAAAAAAAGAAUUGGCAGAAAACAUCAUGUUUCCUGAUUAUGACAAUCUUACUCAUGUAGAAUUCUUUAUCAAAUUAGCGUCACUAUCAAGAAAAUAUUUCAAUAAAUCAGUUUGUUCAAAAUGUUUUCGACAAUAUGAAUAUAAAGACAGACAAUGCACACAUUGUCUCAAUGUUGAUCUUAUCCGACCUGCAUCAUUCAAUGAUUCUGAUAUUAUGGUAUUUCAAAUUGACAUUGCAGAGAAGCUAAAAAAUGAAUAUGUUCUUACACCAGAUAAUUUUGUUAAAAUGCUUCUUAUCUAUAUGCGAGUACAAUGUAGAAUUCCGGUUUUGAUCAUGGGCGAGACAGGAUGUGGAAAAACGGCAUUGAUUCAGUUCUUGUGUCAAAAGAUACUCGAUGAUGAACUUGAGGUUUUUCGUAUGCAUGCAGGUGUUGAAGUCGAUAAAUUAAUCAAAAUAGUACAAUCCUAUAUGCGACAAGCUCAGGAAUGUAAAACUCGAAAAAAACGCUUAUGGGUCUUUUUUGAUGAGUUCAAUACGACCAAUAAUAUUGGUCUUCUCAAAGAAAUCAUCUGCGAAAGAACUCUUCUGGGCGAACCGUUACCAUCGAACAUGGUUUUCUUAGGUGCUUGCAACCCUCGACGCAAUAAAACAAAUAAAAUUCUAAUCAAUGAAGAUGCGCAAAUCGGAUUAAGACAAACUCGAUAUGAAAUGCAGAAACUACUUUGUGCAGGUACCGACCGACGACUCUUGUAUACAGUAGUACCUAUUCCGGAAACAAUGCUUGAAUAUAUUUGGGACUAUGGAUAUCUAAAUGAAUCCACAGAGCGAGCCUAUAUUAAAACGAUGCUGAAUACAUGUCGUGAUCUUUCGUCGAAUUCAACGCUGUUCAACCUUACCGUUGAUCUUCUUGUGAAUUCUCAACAACAUUUUCGCGAACUUGAAGAUGCUAGUAGUGUGAGUCUUCGAGAUAUCGCUCGAUUUUGUCGUUUAUACAAUUGGUUUCUGGAGUCAUUAACUCAACGAUCUAAAGUAGGCGAAUUAAAGAAAAGCACUCAAAACUUUCUUCUUCGAGCAACUUUUAUUUCUUUACUACUUUGCUAUUAUUUCCGGUUACGUUCUGUUAAAUUAAAACAAAUAUAUAUCGAAAAGAUGCAAAUGAUUAUAGCUCAAGAAUAUCCACGUAUUAAAAAGGUUCCUGAUUAUUUAACAAGAGGCAUUCUUGAACGUGAACAAAAGAAAUUAAUUGAUGAAAUGAUGGAAUUACCAGCUGGUACAGCUCCUAAUCGAGCAUUGCGUGAUAAUAUAUUUGUUCUCUUUGCUUGUAUUAUCAAUCGUAUACCUCUGUUCCUUUGUGGUAAACCAGGUAGUAGUAAAUCAUCGGCAGUUCAAAUAGUGAUCAGCAAUCUCAAAGGCAAAAAGUCGAAAGAUUCAUAUUUUCAAACAUUGCCCGAACUUGUGGCUGUUUCGUUUCAAGGCUCUCAAAAUUGUACGUCCGAGAGUAUUAUUAAGGUUUUUGAACGUGCUGCAAAUUAUACUCGAGUGAAGAGUAUAUCUGAAUUAUUGCCAGUAAUUGUUUUCGAUGAAAUUGGUCUUGCCGAACUUUCUCCACAUAAUCCAUUGAAAGUAUUGCAUGCCGAACUUGAAGUUGAAAAUAAUCGAUAUGGAUUCGUUGGCAUAUCUAAUUGGCGACUUGAUGCUUCGAAAAUGAAUCGAGCUCUCUAUUUAUCGACACCAGAUCCAGAUGUUAAAGAUUUGCAACUCACAGGUAAAAUAAUCUCGGACAGUAUGCAAAAACAGACAAACGUACAAAUAAUUGAAUUUGAACCAAUCAUUAUUGAAAGUCUUUCUCAAGCCUACUAUGAUCUUUAUGAAAUUUUAAAAGAAACACAACCUGAUCAUCAAAACUAUUUUGGUCUUCGAGAUUAUUAUUCUCUAAUCAAAGGUAUUCUUCGUGAUUUAAUGGUAAUGAAACACAAAGCAAACUUAUAUGAAAUUAUUCGACGUCAAUUGAAAAUUAAUUUUGACGGUGUUCUUGAUGGAUCAUUACUCUUGUGGCAACACUUUUGUGAUAAUAUUCAUAAACAAAAUCUUUUUAACGAAUACAAUUGUCCAUCAUUUGAUUUUCUUCUCGAUCAAACUCUUAAGGCACGUACUGGUCGAUAUCUUAUGCUUAUAGGUGAUAGUGAAAGUGCUAUCGAUUAUGUUGAACGUUUCAUUAACGUUCAUCAAAAGAAACUAAAUGUGGUGGUACGUACACUAGUAGGUAGUUCAUUUCCUGGUGAUCUACUUUCUUUAAAUACAUAUGCCGAACAAUACAAUUAUCGAGUUUUAAUGGAUGUUAUUCUCUAUGCUGAGACAAACAUUACUCUUAUUAUGCGUCAAAUGGGUCAUGUAUAUGAUAAUCUUUAUGAUCUAUUCAAUCAGAAUUUUGCAGUAUCAGCCAAAAAGAAAUAUUGUCGUAUUGCUUUAGGUGCACUCUACCAUCCACGUUGUCUUGUUCACGACGAUUUCUAUUGUAUUGUUUUUAUUCAUAAACGAGAUUUGGAUAAAUGUGAUCCUCCAUUUCUUAAUCGUUUCGAAAAACAUUUGAUCGAUAUUGAAGCUUUGAUUCAUCCACAACAUAGAUCAGUAGCCAAUGAUUUACAUAUGUGGCUUGAUGGUUUGCUACCAAAGAAUAUUGGAAAACAUUUUCCACUAUUACAACAUUUAUUUGUCAACUAUAGUCAAGAUCAAAUUUGUAAUCUUGUUAUUGAAACAUACGAACAAUUGGAUAUAUCUAUUGAUGGCGAAGAAGCGAAUGAUAGACGGCAACAGGUUAUGAAUUAUUGUCAAGAACAAUUACUUCGUACUAGUUCAUUUGAUCUACCGCUAGUUCUUUCUCUCGAAAAAACUCCUGAGAAUCAAAAACUGAUUGAUCAAUAUUAUGAUGUUCAUCAUUCAAUCAAUUUUGCCGAACUUAUUCAACAAUCACUUGAAAAUACUACUAACAUAGCUCAUCAUAUUAUUUACACGUAUACACAAAUUUUUCACACAAUUAAUAAAUUACCAAAUAAUGUUGAAGAAAUCAAAUUGAGUACUUUUAAGACAGAACUUGAGCUAACAAAUAAAAUCAAACGCCAUUAUCAAGCAUUAACAAAUAUUCGUCUUCUUUUAAUUCGAGUUGAUUAUCAUAAUGAACAUCAACAUAUUCUCUCACUGAAACAUGUAUUACUUAAUGAGCAUGUACAUACAACUGAUCGAGGUGUCUGGUUAAUAUUUCAUUUGCAACGAAAUUUGCUCAAUCAAAUUACUAAUGACGUUUUAUUUAGUAAAUGGCCUGCUGAGAUGAUUGACGAUCUCAAUAAUCAUACAUUUAUUCCAAAGGAAAUACUCGAAAAUUCUUCGUAUCGUAAUCUAGUUCUUCAACCGCAAUAUAUCCUUACUGAAUGUGUAUUUGAUGACCUUAUCGAUCGAUGUUUAUCAAAAUUUCGCUAUGUCGUUCCGCAUAAAAAUGACGAACGACGAAUUAAUACAAGGCGUGAGAACAAUUUUCAACAAAUAAUUCAACAGAAGAAUAAAUCAAUAUCGAAAGAGUUCCAUCUUCGUUCGAUUGUAGAAACAAAUUUGAUCAGCCUAAUACAAAAGAUUGAAGCUUCUGAAAACAGACGUUUUACUGAUUGGCGCCUUGACCUUCUAACAAAUGGUAAAACCAUUGCUGGUUCUCGUUCAUUCUAUGAUGCUUUUCAAACAACAAUUUCAAAUUUUUAUGAAUCAUAUCUCUUUCUUCUUUUGGCUCAUCUCGAACAACAUAAGUUCAUUGAUGGUUAUAAUUUCAUUAUAAGUAUUAGUGAUGAAAACGUUCAAAAAUAUUUAGCAAAAAUGUGGAAGAAUUGUUUAGAAACGACUCUAGAAAAUAUUGAUAUGACAAUAAUAGAUCGUGAUAUGAUUGAAAUUCAACUCAUUUUUGAUCUUAAAUUACCUUGCGCAGCAAUCGAAUACGAAAAAAUUCGUAAUAUUCGAGAAAAAAUCCAGCAAUUAGAAGCUAAUGAUAAUGAAUCGACCGUUCCCAUAAAUUUCGUCAUCGAUCAAUUGAAGACUACAAGUGUCUAUGGUGCAGAUUUUAUAGGACUCAUUUUCACUAAUCAAUAUUUCUUCGAACUUUAUCUUCAUGAUCAAAUGGCUUUGCAUCUCAUAGACACAAAUAUUCAUCUUUCAUCAAAAUUUUCUUUGAAUCUAUUAUUAAGCAAUCCUAAUCGUACUAUUGAGGAAAAUGCAUUAUUAUUUCUUGCACAAUAUGCUGAAUUUACAGAAAUUCUUCGCUUAUUCGAAAUUAGUCUACAAUUAGUUAGUGAAGAAGAAAUUCGUAACAUUAUUCAAAAUCAAUUGAUCAAAACUCCUACUGGCAAUAUCAAACCUUCGAAAUUUUAUACACUCGUCAUAGCUAAUCAACACUUCUAUCAACUUCCACCACAAACAACAACAAUUGAAGAUAAAUGGGCGUUUAAAUGUAAAGGAAAUCCUAUGAUUGAAACAAGUUUAAUGAAUCUUAUUGAACUGAUUCUUUCAUCAUCGAUUAUUGAUCGUACAAAUAAUAUUCAACAAGUCACAACAGUCUACAGUUUAAUAGCACAGAGCGCUUGCGAUCUACCAUCGUAUUUGAUUAAUAAUCUUGAAAAACUUCGUUCAUUUAUCAGUCUUAUUCGUUGUCUGACUGCUUUACUUCCUGAUAAAGCUCUCGAUGUUUUCAAACAAGUUUGUAAGCAAGGUUUCGAUGCCAAAUUCGAUUCAUGUCAAUCAAUUCAUUUAUUUAUUACAUAUCUACAAGAUGUCAUUAAAGUCGAAAGACCUACUGCUAACCAGAAUAUUAUUCAUCGAACAUUAGUCAAACUUGAGGUUGAAUUCUUGAAAGAUUGGUUAGCUGAUAGUGGUGAUUCGUAUGAUGAAAUUUUGAGUUUGAUGAAUCAAGAUGAUAAUGAUCUAUGGCAUUAUUCAGCCAAGUUCUUUACAUAUAUCGAUCGCAAACUUGAUUUACUCUCAAUAUUGAAAGAAAAUAAUGGAAAUUUACCUGUCGAUGAUCAAUAUGAACUAUUUAAUAACUUUCUAGAAAGAACAAAGAAUCCAACGUGUAAAAUAGAAAGGUUGAUGAUGAAUAGACUCCAUAUGAACUUGAUGCGUGAUGCUCCAGGACAUCAAAUCGAUAAGCAAUUAACGGAACAUUUUGAACAUUUCCAACAGAAUUUGCAUGAAAUCCAAAACAUAGAAAAAGUAUCGGAUAUCAAGUCGAUCUCAAUACUUGCUUGGCUCAAAUACUAUACUCAGAUAUAUGGAUUUACUUUGAAUGCUGACAGUAAAGCAGAUAUUCUGCCAAGAAUCGAUCAACUACUAACGAAUAUUGACACUCCAUUUUGUUCAACACUGAAAUUGUUCAUUCUUAAACAAAUGCUACAAAUAUCAGGGCUCAAUCUGAAUGAUACGCGUGCGAUUUACGCCAAUCGUAAUAUUAUUUGGAUUAAACCAUUACUUGAACGGCCUCGAGAUCAACAAGCUCAACAUAUUCGUCGCAUUCUGACUUUGCCAACUCCUCUUUUCGAAUGUCGAAAAGAAUUUGAAAGAGUUAGUCAAAUUCUCAAUGAAGUGAACAAAACUAAUGAAUUACGUCAGUUGAUUGGUCAAUGCAAUACGUCCCAAAAGUUCAGUUAUGCUAUGUUAUGUUGGUUUAUUCAGUACUACUGCCGUUUCAUUGAACCCAAUGUAAAAGUUGAUGACAUCAUAGUUCAGGAAAUCAAACGUAAUUUGAGCAAAGAUAUUAUCCAUUCAUUUACACCAUUAGGACAUAGAUUUCUCGUUUCUUUAUGCUCGAAUUUUUCAGAAAAUUCUUAUUUUCGUCUUCAUCCUGCCAUGUCACCGGAUGAAAUUCAUAAACGUUUAGUCGUCUUAAUCGUUGUCGCUUUCUUUAUAUCUUUAAAAUCACUACCAGAAAUAACUUAUCUUGGAAAUAUUCUUUUUAAUAAUCAACGACAAAAACCUAACAAUUACGGUGAACAUCUUUCAACCGUCUGCUUACCCAGUAUGAUAAUUAGUGAUCCAGUCAUUACUCAAAUGAUGGAUGUUCGUACUCAAAUUCAAGAUCGUCUCAAGCGAGGUGUUAUACACGCUGGAGGAAAAUUUAUUUUUCAAUGUUCACGAGAUUGUCCAUGGAUGUUCUAUUUUCAAGAUUGUGGUGUUCCAAACGAUCGUAAUAUAUGUUCAUUGUGUAAAAAACCCAUCGGUGCUGAACGAUACAAUGUUCUCAUUCAACGUGAUCCUCCUCAAAUCUCAAUGUCUAUUGAUGAAGGUCUGCGAAUAAUUAAUCAGUAUAUCGAUCAAUAUAAUACGACAGCUCGUUUCGGAUAUCAUAAUAUCAAUACUCAUAAAACGAGUAAUAUUGGAGAUAAACCUGAUCAUUUGAAUCGACCUGUUUCAUUUCGUUUUAUUCACCUUCUCACACAUGCUCUUCUACUCUUUUUGCAUGAUCAUAAUUAUUUGACCGAUGAUGAUUUGAAACAACGUUUCAAACUAUCAGAAACGACACAUUUUCGUGAUCAUUUUGAAAAAGAUUAUGAUCUUCUAGUUCGAUCAUCGACAGAUACUAAACAAUAUCAUAUUUGGCUGUACAAAACUAUCGAACACCUUAUUAAUGACGAAUUAGUUAAGCGCGGCCUUAUGAAUACAAAUGAACGUGUUCUUCAAAUAGAACAACUUAUUGAACAGAAAAUCAUCUUUGCACAUAUCGAUUCUAUGACUACUGAAAUUGCUGAGUAUAAGAAAGCUUAUGCUGAAUUUAUUCAAGAACGCGAUUCGAAACCAUCUCUAGAAAAUUUCAUCGAUGAACUAUUCGAAAAUGAAACACAGUAUCCUCUUUUGAACUUUUUUAAUGUCACCACAUUUCAUACUACAAAUCCUCUGGAUGCAUUCAUGUUGAAAAUACAAACAGUUCCCUAUGCUGAAACAUCUUAUCCGGUCACGAUGUUUCUUUUUAAACGUUUUGAUGAUUAUGCUAAUAUUCAAUAUCUUUAUCCAAUCAUUGUCUUUACAAAUUAUCUCAUGGAAAAACUCAACUAUCGUAUCAAACGAAUUGAUGCAGCUGAAAAAAAAAUUAUCUAUUAUUUAACAACGGGGAAUGAUCAACAUAUAAUGAAACAAUACUACGAGGAUUUUUUACAUGCUUGGUAUGCAUUAAAAUUAAAAGAAGUUCGCUAUGGAUGUCAAACACCUAAAUUCGAAUUGCCUGUUGCCAAGGAAAAGUUUGCUGAAUCUACUAGCAUUGCAACACUUCUAUUGAAUACAUCAAAAGAUGAAAGUAGUCUUGUACUUGCUGCAUCUAUCAAAACUAUUGCUGAAUUACAAAAUGAAAUCGUUAAUUAUUUUCACAAUAAUAUUAAUGAUGUUAUCAAUACAGGAACAAAACGAAAACAGAUACCACUUCAAUCUAUUCGACCGGAGAACACUCUUCGUCUAGAUCGAAUUGAAUUAAGUCAAAAAUUAGUCGAUGAUUGUCUUGUUGUUAACUAUCAAUAUGCCAAAGGCAGAGAUAUAAUUUACGAUUAUGAAGAAAUCGAAAUGACACUUCGAAAUAUGAUCAGUUCUUUAGUAUUAAUUGAUACUGAAAAAUUACGUUUUCUCAAUUAUCAAUUUGAAUUGUAUAGUGAAAAUGCAUCUCUCAUCAAUGAUGUACGUGCUCGUAUCAAACAACAACAAAUGACAAAUGAUGAACGAGCUAAAUUACAGCGUCUUCUUGGAGCAAUGAGUAACGAUGAUAUUCUUAAUUAUCUCGGCUCACUUGACUACGUAUUUACCUAUUUAAGAAAUAUUGUACCAGAAAAUGCUUCAGAAACUACAAUGAUUCAAACAUUUGUUGAAUACCAUAUUCAUUCAUACACUUGUUUAAAUGAUAAUAUUCUUCGUCGACCACCAUUUUCAACAAUACAAUUGCAAUAUAUUAUUGAUUUGUAUGAAACAAUUGAAGAAAUUGCUUUUGAUAAAGUCUUACGUGCCUAUGUAAAAAAAGAACUCGUAGAAGAAACAUUUACAGAUGAAGAACGUGAACGUGUACUCAGUGUAUUUUCUCGUAUGACAUUUGAAAAACAAACAAUUGCUGAAACAUUGAAAAAUGUCAAUAGUUGGAUUUCUAUGCUCAAACGAUUAAUGAUUCGUGUAUUGAAUGCUAAUGUCACUCUCGAUGUUCCAUUACAAGUUUAUCUCGAGCGAACAGAUCUAUGGAAUGAUCGUGUGAGUGAUCUCGAUUUGGAAACUUUUCAAGUCAAUGAUGAUAUUCUUCUUCAACAUACGUAUAUCAUCUUAAGAGGUUUAGAAAAGAAACAAAAGGCAGGCAAUAAGCUACCACAGCAACAAAAAGAAUUGGAAAUUCAAACUAUAGAAGGACAGCGAGAAAAAGUUCAGACUUGGUUUGAUACAACAGCUAGAUCGACAACGGCGCCUAAAGUAUUAAAACCGAAGAUUCGGGUGUGA
Rotaria sp. Silwood2 is the source of this 24876-nucleotide messenger RNA. The record is from the annotation of a GenBank genome assembly. NCBI's taxonomy places the organism in Eukaryota, Metazoa, Rotifera, Eurotatoria, Philodinida, Philodinidae.